Gilbertella persicaria is the source of this 468-nucleotide messenger RNA. RefSeq lists its product as uncharacterized. The record is from RefSeq and is a predicted model, not a curated record. NCBI's taxonomy places the organism in Eukaryota, Fungi, Mucoromycota, Mucoromycetes, Mucorales, Choanephoraceae. The transcript has a single exon. The coding region runs from base 1 to 468 and encodes 155 amino acids.
AUGUCUCGUUGUUGUUUCUUUUGGUCUCUUCAGCUACUUCACAAGGCAGUUACACCUUGGUGGCGACUGCUACAUGGCGCCUUAGGCAACACUAGCCGACUGAACCACUGGAACCCAAAUAGAUUUCCCUCUCCACUCUGUUCUGUUUAUGGUUCUGAAGCUGAGAUGCAGUACCAUAUGUUCGUUGACUGCAGCUUCGAAUGGAGCUACUGGGAAGCUUACCUCGCUCAAGUUAACCUGAGUGAAGUGUUUCCUACGCCUACCUCUUUGUGGCAAGCUCUGAUUUCCUUGACUUCUGAAGACAACGUCCGUUAUCAAAACAAAAUUCUGCUUUCUGUAGGAGCUGGCCUUGCAGCACUAUGGCACUAUCACUGGUUUUGUUUCUUCGAGGAAGAACUGUGGAACCCCAUAAGGACACUGAAUCUAUGCUUGGGUAAACUCCAGCAUACUAAUCUAAUUGUUGCUUAA